UCUUACUUGAUAUAUAUAUAUAUCUAUAUAUAUAAUCACAUUGACACAGUGGCUUUCUAUGAUAAUUGAAACUGAUAAGAUUGUGUUCAAAACUUCUUAAUAAGUCGGAAGGAAAUACGGGUUAAGUGAUAAACUUGUUGUGAACUGAUUUUUUUUGGGGUUAGAUUAAAGAGAUUUAAAUGCAAAUGGGUUGUUACCGGUGAGAGAAAUUAUAAAUUUGGACUAAAUAAGAAGUGGUUUAAAUCCUUCUGUUUCUUACACGGGAAGUGAUUACCUGUUGUCAAGAUGGAUCCAAAACUGUUCGAAAACGGAGAUGUAUAAGAAAGUAAUCAAUAGUGACUGUAUAGAAGUAACUUGUGCUAAAGAUAAUAAUUGACGUAUUAAGGAAGGGGAAGAAAAGAAGUUUUGUUUAAAUGUUAAAUGCAAACAUAAUAGUUGAUCCAAGAAUGGCAGGCUUAUUACGAUGUAAUAACUGUUCCAUGAACUUUAAUUCUCAACAUUUACUGACAAAACACAAGUUGAAAUUUUGUGUCGGUAGCACCGGUGACCCCGAUGAUCUUCAGCUGAAGAGGGGAUUCAGAUCAACAUCACCCCGUGUAAUAGUUUCACCAGAAGAUCGGCCUCUAACAGACUCGGCACUAUUGUUAAAUAAAAAGUUGUAUCAGCUACGCAAACUAAAAGAUCAGCGCUCAAGAAGUCGUGACCUUCAUGACCUCGAGGAGCGAAUGCUUCUUGAUCAACUCAAUGACGGCGAGGGCAGUAAGUCACCGAUGAAACAGAGGAAUAGAAUGCCGCUGUCCAAACAUCGGGACGUCAGAGACCUUCAGCUAGAGGUUGGUUGCUAG
Mercenaria mercenaria is the source of this 845-nucleotide messenger RNA. RefSeq lists its product as uncharacterized. The coding region runs from base 414 to 845 and encodes 143 amino acids. NCBI's taxonomy places the organism in Eukaryota, Metazoa, Mollusca, Bivalvia, Venerida, Veneridae. The record is from RefSeq and is a predicted model, not a curated record. The transcript is spliced from 3 exons.